This is a messenger RNA of Monascus purpureus, 1703 nucleotides long. The record is from the annotation of a GenBank genome assembly. NCBI's taxonomy places the organism in Eukaryota, Fungi, Ascomycota, Eurotiomycetes, Eurotiales, Aspergillaceae.
GUUUUGCCCUCUUACAGAAUCCUGAUGCUGUAUAAUCGUUUAUUACGCAAUUGUUCUGGUUCUUAAUGUGUGCAGCCGGGCAGUUUCGGGCUGUUCGAUGCCACGAGCCCGCGGAAGGAAGAAUUACUAGUCAUAUAUGCCCGUCAAACUGACAAUAUCGGUUUCUGAGGCAGUUGAAGCUGAGCAUCAAAUAAUGCAUCGUUCAGAGCCGCUACAUAACUAUGAUAAUGUUGAUGACUACGAGGCUUUCCCCAAAGAGCAUGCCACAUUCAAGGGUAGUGAUAAUGCAGUGGAUAAUGUGGGGGAUGGCAGUCCAAUGGGUUCUUCACAGGGGGAUUACAACCAUGCUCAAGUUGGGACACCAAAUUUCAUACACCCGAAACAAGUCAGGAAUGGCAGAAAGAUGAGUAGGUAAGAGGGCAAACUUGUCAAUGAAGAUGCAAUGUGUUUGGUUGCUCAGGCAGGCUGAUACGUAAUGACCUUUCUCAGCGUUCACUGGGCACCGCUGAAUAUUGGCAUUGAGCGGCGUCUUCAAACCUUCGUUGUCUUAUGCCAUACUCUCAGCAUAGCCAUUUUUAUGACCGGGUUUUUCUUCGCCUGCGCGGUACCUUUAUUUUGGCCGCUUUUAUUGCCAUACCUCGUCUACAUUUUCUUUUUCUCCAGAGCUUCUACAUCAGGGACAUUAAGUGGCCGCAGUGAUUUCCUGCGCUCUCAUCGUGUAUGGUCACUCUACGCGUCAUAUUUCCCUGCCCAUUUGCACCGGUCGGUGCCUCUUUCUCCAACACGGAAGUAUAUCUUCGGUUACCAUCCACAUGGGAUCAUUGCCCACGGCGCAUUUGCAGGAUUCGCAACCGAAGCUCUCGGCUUCUCAAGACUCUUCCCAAAAAUCACGAACACCUUGCUUACCCUUGACUCAAAUUUCUUGAUUCCGUUUUACAGAGAGUAUAUCCUUGCUAUGGGUCUUGCGAGUGUUUCCCGUGAAUCCUGUCAAAAUUUGCUUACCAAAGGGGGUUCUGAUGGCAAGGGGAUGGGACGUGCAAUUACAAUUGUCAUUGGGGGAGCUCGGGAGUCUCUUGAAGCUCAACCACAUUCAAUGCGCCUGAUCCUAAAGCAGCGCAAGGGUUUCAUAAAGCUGGCGAUUAAUACAGGGGCUGACCUUGUACCAGUCCUUGCAUUUGGCGAAAAUGAUCUCUAUGACCAGGUGAGGUCAGAUCAACAUCCUCUAAUCCAUAGAUUCCAAAUGCUGGUCAAACGGACUUUGGGGUUUACCUUGCCACUUUUCCAUGCUCGGGGUGUUUUCAAUUAUGAUGUAGGGUUGAUGCCCUAUCGACGCUCCUUAAACGUUGUUGUUGGACGGCCAAUCCAAGUGGAUGAACGGGCAAGGCAGAAGAUCAAUGAUGGUUAUGUCAAUGAGCUUCACGCCAGGUAUGUGGAUGAGUUGGUGCGAUUAUGGGAGCAAUGGAAAGAUGUCUUUGCAAAGGACAGAGCCUCUGAAAUCCAGAUCAUUGCUUGACGGGUCGGGCCCUAUCGUACAGGCAUUGUUCAAGGUUGGCCGGGUCAAAUGGUUUUUUUUACGGCAAUGAUCCCUUGAUUUCUAGCACCUAGGUAUCGAUACGCCAAUGUUAUGAAUGCUGCCAUCCAAGUGCUUCUCUAUGUAGACGACAUAUGUGUGGUAGUGAGGGCAAUACUAUCCUUCGUGUUCG